This is a messenger RNA of Ornithorhynchus anatinus (platypus), 7742 nucleotides long. It is a transcript of the gene MYO18A, whose product is annotated as myosin XVIIIA. Bases 218 to 7648 code for a protein of 2476 amino acids. NCBI's taxonomy places the organism in Eukaryota, Metazoa, Chordata, Mammalia, Monotremata, Ornithorhynchidae. Gene Ontology annotation, cellular component: myosin complex. Gene Ontology annotation, molecular function: protein binding; ATP binding; cytoskeletal motor activity. The transcript is spliced from 44 exons. The record is from RefSeq and is a predicted model, not a curated record.
GGAUGCCGCGGGCCUCGUUCGGCUCCCGCCCCGCGGAGGCUCGGCCGGGCAGCGGCGGGCCGGGCUCCCCUCCCCGCCGGAGGAGAGCCCCCUCGACCUCCGGGGACGCCCCCUCGCCGUCCGGAAGAAAGGCACGAGACCGGAAACGGGGUCCCAGCGGCUGUGAGUCCGGGGUCGUGGAGCGGCCCACCGGGGGAGAGCCCCGAGACCUCCCGCCAUGUUCCACUUGAUAAAGAAAGACAAGGACAAAGACAAGGAGGGCGGGCGGAAGGAACGGAAAGACAAGAGGGAGAAGAAGGAGCGCAUGUCAGCGGCGGAGCUGCGCAGCCUGGAGGAGAUGCGUCUGCGGCGAGGCUUCUUCAACCUGAACCGCUCAUCCAAGCGCGACUCUAAGGCCCGCCUGGAGAUCUCCCACCCCAUCCCCAUCAAGGUGGCCAGCGGGUCGGACCUGCCCCUGACCGACCUCGACUCGGACGGUGGCGCCGCCCUGGACUCAGGUCGGCUGAGCGCGGCCAGCUCCAGCGACGACCUCAAGGCCGAGGAGGGCGGCUUCCGGGGCUCGGUGCUCCAGAGGGCGGCCCGCUUUGGCUCGCUGGCUAAGCAGAACUCCCAGAUGAUCGCCAAGCGGUUCUCUUUCUCCCAGCGCAGCCGGGAUGACAGUGCCUCGGAAGCCUCCACACCCUCAGAGCACUCAGCCGCCCCCUCGCCCCAAGCGGAGGCCCGCUCGCUCGCCGCGCAGCUGGCUCGCCGGGCGGGUGGCCCCCGGGCCCGGGGCCCCGAGCCGGCCGGGGGCGGGCGUUUCGCGGCCGACCUGCGGCUGCCUCCCGUGGCGCCCCCUCCCCCGCCCGCCCCCCGGGAGCUGACGCUGCGGCGGCGCCCCACGGGGGACUUCGGCUUCUCCCUGCGGCGGACCACCACGCUGGACCGCACCCCCGAGGGCCAGGCCUUCCGGCGUGUGGUGCACUUCGCCGAGCCGGGCGCUGGCACCAAGGACCUGGCAUUGGGGCUGGUGCCCGGCGACCGACUGGUGGAGAUCAAUGGGCAGAACGUGGAGAGCAGGUCACGGGACGAGAUCGUGGAGAUGAUCCGUCAGUCCGGAGACAGCCUGAGGCUCAAGGUGCAGCCCAUCCCCGAGCUGAGCGAACUGAGCCGCAGCUGGCUGAGAGGCAGUGAGGGCCGGCGAGGGGAGCCCGCCGAUCUGGACCCCGAAGCUCCGGCUCCCACCCAGAGCCAGGUAGGGUUUCCGUGCGGCCGGGACCCUUCCGCUUCUGCCUUCGACCACCCGCCGCCUCCGGCCUGCACCUGGGCCGGCGUCUGUGCCCGGGCCGCGUGCUGGAGUGCGAAGACGGAGGAGCAGAUAGCCACGGAGGAGGCCUGGUACGAGACGGAGAAGGUGUGGCUGGUCCAUAGGGAUGGUUUCACUCUUGCCAGUCAACUGAAGUCAGAGGAGCUGAGCCUGCCGGAGGGGAAGAUCCGGGUGAAACUGGACCACGAUGGGACCAUACUGGAUGUGGACGAGGAUGACGUGGAGAAGGCCAAUGCCCCGUCCUGUGACCGGCUGGAAGACCUGGCCUCCCUGGUGUACCUCAAUGAGUCCAGCGUCCUGCAUACCCUGCGGCAGCGCUACGGCGCCAGCCUGCUGCAUACCUUCGCCGGCCCUGCCCUUCUCAGCCUCAGUCCCCGUGGGGCCCCUGCCAUGUACUCUGAGAAGGUGAUGCACAUGUUCAAGGGGUGCCGACGGGAGGACAUGGCACCCCACAUCUACGCGGUGGCCCAGGCAGCCUACCGUACCAUGCUGAUGACCUGCCAGGAUCAGGCCCUCGUGCUGCUGGGCAGCAGUGGCAGCGGCAAGACCACCGGCUGCCAGCACUUGGUGCAGUAUCUGGCCACCAUCGCAGGAGCCGGUGCCAGCAAGGUGUUCACCGUGGAGAAGUGGCAGGCUCUGUCGACCGUCCUGGAGGCCUUUGGAAACAGCCCCACGGGCAUGAACGGCAAUGCCACCCGCUUCUCCCAGAUCCUCUCGCUGGAUUUCGACCAGGCUGGCCAGGUGGCCUCGGCCUCCAUCCAGACGCUGCUGCUGGAGAGGCUGCGGGUGGCCAGGCGUCCCGCUCCCGAAGCAACCUUCAACGUCUUCUACUACUUGUUGGCAUGCAGUGAUGCCACGCUCAGAACGGAGCUGCACUUCAACCACCUGGCAGAGAACAAUGUUUUUGGGAUCGUGCCUCUCUCUAAGCCCGAGGAGAAACAGAAGGCGGCCCAGCAGUUCAGUAAGCUGCAGGCGGCCAUGAGGGUGCUGGCCAUCACCCCCGAAGAGCAGAAAGCCUUCUGGCUCAUCCUGGCUGCCAUCUUCCACCUGGGGGCAGCCGGCGCUACCAAAGAUGCUGUUGAAGGUGGGCGCAAGCAGUUUGCCCGGCACGAGUGGGCACAGAAGGCUGCCUACUUGCUGGGCUGCAACCUGGAAGAGCUGUCCUCCUCCAUCUUCAAGCAACAAGUCAAGAGCUCGCUGCAACGCUCCACCUCCUUCCGCCAGGGCCCUGACGAGAGCAGCUUUGGGGAUGGCACAGGCUCCAAGCUGAGCGCCCUGGAGUGCGUGGAGGGCAUGGCCUCGGGACUCUACUCGGAACUCUUCACUCUCCUCAUCUCCCUGGUGAACAGAGCUCUCAAGUCAAGCCAGCACUCCCUGAGCUCCAUAAUGAUCGUGGACACGCCCGGCUUCCAGAACCCCAAGUUGAGCGGGCUGGCACGCGCAGCCUCCUUCGAGGAGUUGUGCCACAAUUACGUCCAGGACCGGCUGCAGGCGCUCUUCCAUGAGCGCACCUACCUGCAGGAGCUGGACAGAUACAGGGAGGAGAACAUUGAGCUGACGUUGGACGAUGUGGAACCCGGGAUGGCUGAUUCCGUUGCUGCUGUGGACCAAGCCUCCCCUCAGGCCCUGGUGCGCUCUCUGGCUCGGACGGAGGAGGCCCGAGGUCUGCUGUGGCUGCUGGAGGAGGAGGCUUUGGUGCCGGGGAGCAAUGAAGAGGCCUUGCUGGAGCGACUUUUUGCCUACUAUGGGCCCCGUGAUGGAGACAAAAAGGGUCAGAGCCCGUUACUGCGUGGGAGCCAGCCACACCACUUCUUCCUGGGCCACAGCCAUGGCACCAAUUGGGUGGAGUACGACGCCACAGGCUGGCUGAGCUAUGCCAAGCAGAACCCCGCAGCUCAGAAUGCCCCGCUGCUCCUUCAAGACUCCCAGAAAAAGGUCAUCAGCAACCUGUUUGUGGGUCGAGCGGGCAGCGCCAUGGUGCUGUCUGGUUCCGUGGCGGGGUUGGAGGGUGGCUCCCAGCUGGCGUUGCGCCGGGUCACCAGCAUGCGCAAGACCUUCACCACCGGCGUGGCGGCUGUCAAGAAGAAGUCCCUCUGCAUCCAGAUCAAGUUGCAGGUGGAUGCCCUCGUGGACACCAUCAAGAAGUCGAAGCUACAUUUUGUGCACUGCUUCCUGCCCGUGGCAGAGGGCUGGGCCGGGGAGCCCCGGGCCUCCGCCUCCCGCCGGGUCAGCAGCAGCAGCGAGUUGGACCUGCCCCCCGGAGAGCAGUGUGAGGCCAGUCUGCUCCAGCUGGACGUGCCCCUGCUCCGUGCCCAGAUCCGCGGCUCUCGCCUGCUCGACGCUCUCCGAGUGUACCGCCAAGGUUACCCGGACCAUAUGGUGUUCUCGGAGUUCCGCCGCCGCUUCGAAGCUCUGGCUCCCCACCUCACCAAGAAGCACGGGCGCAACUACAUCGUACUUGAUGAAAAGCGGGCCGUGGAAGAGCUGCUGGAGUCUCUGGACCUGGAGAAGAGCAGCUGCCAGAUGGGCCUCAGUCGGGUGUUUUUCCGAGCUGGCACCUUGGCCCGGCUGGAGGAGCAACGGGACGAGCAGACCAGCAAGAACCUGACGCUGUUCCAGGCGGCCUGCAGGGGUUUCUUAGCCCGCCAGCACUUCAAGAAGAGAAAGAUCCAGGCCCUGGCCAUCCGCUGCGUGCAGAAGAACAUCAAGAAGAAUAAGGGGGUGAAGGAUUGGCCUUGGUGGAAGCUGUUCACCACCGUGCGGCCCCUCAUCGCGGUGCAGCUCUCCGAAGAGCAGCUCCGGGGCAAGGACGAGGAAAUCCAGCAGCUAAGAAGCAAGCUCGAGAAAGUGGAGAAGGAACGCAAUGAGCUGCGCCUCAGCAGCGACCGGCUGGAGAGCAAGAUCUCCGAGCUGACAUCGGAGCUGACGGACGAGCGCAACACUGGGGAAUCCGCCUCCCAGCUUCUGGACGCUGAGACAGCCGAGAGGCUUCGAGUUGAAAAAGAGAUGAAGGAUCUGCAGAUCCAGUAUGAUGCCCUCAAGAAGCAGAUGGAGGCUAUGGAGGUGGAGGUAAUGGAGGCCCGGCUCAUCCGGGCCACUGAGCUCAACGGAGAGAUGGACGAUGACGAUUCCGGCGGAGAGUGGCGCCUCAAGUAUGAGAGGGCAGUGCGAGAAGUGGACUUCACCAAGAAACGUCUGCAACAGGAGUUUGAGGACAAGCUGGAAGAGGAGCAGCAAAGCAAGAGGCAAUUGGAGAGGAAGCUGGGUGACCUGCAGGCCGACGGUGACGAGACCCAGAGGGCGUUGCAGCAAGUGAAGAAGAAGUGCCAGAGACUGACCGCGGAGCUGCAGGACACCAAGCUUCACCUGGAGGGCCAGCAGGGCCGCAACCACGAGCUGGAGAAGAAGCAGAGGAGGUUCGACAGCGAGCUCUCCCAGGCACAGGAGGAGGCCCAGCGUGAGAAGCUCCAGCGAGAGAAGCUGCUGCGUGAGAAGGACGUGCUCAUCGCCGAGGCCUUCAGCCUCAGGCAGCAGUUGGAGGAGAAGGACCUGGAUGUUGCCGGCUUCACCCAGAAGGUAGCGUCUCUGGAAGCGGAGCUCCAGGACAUCUCCUCCCAGGAGUCCAAGGACGAAGCAUCCCUGGCCAAGGUCAGGAAGCAGCUGCGGGACCUGGAGGCCAAAGUCAAAGAUCAGGAGGAGGAGCUGGACGAGCAGGCGGGGACCAUCCAGAUGCUCGAGCAGGGCAAGCUGCGCCUGGAGAUGGAGAUGGAGCGGAUGCGGCAGACACACUCCAAGGAAGUGGAGAGCCGGGAUGAGGAGGUGGAAGAGGUCCGACAAUCCUGUCAGAAGAAGUUGAAGCAGAUGGAGGCACAGCUGGAGGAGGAGUACGAAGACAAGCAGAAGGUGCUGCGGGAGAAAAGGGAGCUGGAGGGCAAGCUGUCUGCCGUUAGUGACCAGGUGAGCCAGCGGGACUUUGAGACGGAGAAGCGUCUGCGGAAGGACCUGAAGCGGACCAAGGCCCUGCUGGCCGAUGCCCAGGUCAUGCUGGACCACCUGAAGAACAGCGCACCCAGCAAGAGGGAGAUCGCCCAGCUCAAGAACCAGCUGGAGGAGUCGGAGUUCACCUGUGCAGCGGCCGUCAAAUCCCGGAAGGCGAUGGAGGUGGAGAUGGAGGACCUGCACCUGCAGAUGGAUGACAUCUCCAAGACCAAGACAGCGCUGGAGGAGCAGUUGAGCCGCCUGCAGCGGGAGAAGCAUGAGGUGCAGAGCCGACUGGAGGAGGAUCAAGAGGACAUGAAUGAACUGAUGAAGAAGCACAAGGCAGCCGUGGCCCAGGCCUCCAGAGACCUGGCCCAAAUGAGUGAUCUCCAAGCACAGCUAGAAGAGGCCAACAAGGAGAAGCAAGAACUGCAGGAAAAGUUGCAAGGGCUCCAAAGCCAGAUGGAGUUCAUAGAGCAGACCAUGGUGGACAAGUCUCUGCUCAGCAGGCAGGAGGCCAAGAUCCGGGAGCUGGAGACGAGACUGGAGUUCGAGAGGACCCAAGUGAAGCGGCUGGAGAACCUGGCCGGCCGGCUGAAGGAGAACAUGGAGAAGCUGACGGAGGAGCGGGACCAGCGCAGCGCAGCCGAGAACCGGGAGAAGGAGCAGAACAAGCGGCUGCAGCGCCAGCUCCGUGACGCCAAGGAGGAGAUGGGCGAGCUGGCCAAGAAGGAGGCGGAGGCCGGACGCAAGAAGCAUGAGCUGGAGGUGGACCUGGAGAGCCUGGAGGCGGCGAACCAGAGCCUUCAGGCGGACCUGAAGCUGGCCUUCAAGCGCAUCGGAGACUUGCAGGCCGCCAUCGAGGAUGAGAUGGAGAGUGACGACAACGAGGACCUCAUCAACAGUUUGCAGGACAUGGUGACAAAGUAUCAGAAAAGAAAGAAUAAACCCGAGGGUGAUUCAGACGUGGAUUCGGAGUUGGAGGACCGGGUCGACGGGGUGAAAUCGUGGCUGUCCAAGAACAAGGGCCCCUCCAAGACAACUUCGGACGACGGCAGCUUGAAGAGCUCCAGAUUGGCCCUGAGCCCCGCACCCAAGGUGGAGGUCAAGGAGGGGAAGGGGGUGGAGGAGAGGCCUCCCUCCGUCCUGAGCUCUCUGAGCUACCGGAAGCGGCUGGUCCUGAAGGACUCCAUCGGGGGGCUGGGGGACGAGGACUCCCUGUUCUCCACCCUGAGUGAGCGGCCCACCUCCCCCGAGCGGCCUCCACGGAAGGCCCGGAUGGAACCCACCCCCUGGCGGCAGGGCGAGGCCGCGGAGGAGGAGGAGGAGCGUGGCUCAGUCCUGUCGGAGACCGGCAGCCGGCUGGGCCGAGGCUCCAAGAAGUGCUGGGGCUCCAUCACGGACCGGGCCUCGGCCGUCUCUGCCCCUGUCAGCCGGGCGUCCUCGGCCACCCGGCAAGGUCACGGUGGUGAGGGGGAGGCCCGCUCCGUGCUCAGCUUCUCGCUGUCGGGCUCGGCCGCCUCGCGCCUCGGCUGCCUGAGUCCCCCCUGCAGCCGGGCCUCGGGGGCCACCAGCCCCGGCUCCCGCCCAUCUCGCCCGCGGAGCCGCCUGGGCGUCUGGGACAACGAAGACAACGACGUCGCCAGCCUGGCCCCGAGUGAGGCCCUGAGCCUAGCUGAAAGCGAGGCCCACUCCCUAUACAGCCACCCGUCACUGGCCCGCAGUCUGUCUGUGCCACCCCGGCCCCACACCUCCGCCUCAGACGGGCCGGCUGGACGCCGCUCCUACCUGGACCCUGACCUGGAGGCCGCCAUCAACGAGGUACUAAGCUACCGGCCCGGUCAGUUCCAGCGCAGCGGCCUUGAGCUCGGCUCGGACCCUGAGGACGACGAGCAGAAGAGCGUCCGCAGCGUUCAGCUGGCCCCACCCGAACGGGCCGCCGGCCUCCGUCGCUCGGCCUCGGCCGCCGACGUGUCCCGGUCCCGGAGCGGCCGGAAGAGCCGGAGCAGGAAGCGGAGGAGUAGCAGCAGCGGGUCAGGCUCAGAUGCCUCCUCGUCUGGGCAGAAGCGGCGGAAGAAGGGCAGGUCCCGGAGGGGCAAGAAGAAGUCCAGGAGGAGGCGGAAGAGGCGUGAGACGGAGUCUGAGUCAUCCGAGUCUGAGUCCGAGUCCUCAUCCAGUGGCUCCACCGUCUCGUGCCGCAGCGGCUCCAGCGUGAAGAAGGGCCCCGGGAGCCGGGCCCCCCCAGCCUCGGAGGGGGAGGAAGGCGGACGGACCAGCCGGCUCUCCCGGAAGGAGGAGAAGAAACGGAAGAAGGAGGUGGAUAGCCUGAUGAUGCGCUAUCUGUACCGCCCCGAGAGCGACUAGAGCCCCCCCCGAGCUACCGGAAAUCCAUCUCCCUCGACCGGUCAGAUGAUGAGCCUGACCCCUCCGACAGCAACUCCCGAUCCCGAUACCCCCG